CGCUGACUAGUACGUGACGCUGUCGUCCGUCAGAAACAACUGCCACCCAGUCAACACAGAUUUAUUUUUUAUAUAUUUAACCUUUAUUUGUCUGGGCAAGUGGAUACCAUCUGGAGGGAGUCGACCAGCAAGCGUUCGUACCGCUCCCGAGAACCAUGACAUCCCAGGUGCGACAGAACUUCCACCAGGAAUGUGAGGCUGCCAUCAACAAGCAGAUCAACCUGGAACUGUAUGCUUCUUAUGUAUACCUGUCUAUGGGCUACUACUUUGACAGAGACGACAAAUCCCUGCCCAACUUUUCCAAGUUCUUCCUGACUCAGUCCAAGGAGGAGAAGGAGCAUGCUGAGAAACUGAUGAGUCAACAGAACCAGAGAGGAGGACGCAUCUUCCUCCAGGACAUCAGGAAACCUGACAGAGAUGAGUGGGGCAGUGGGUUGGAGGCCUUGGAGUGUGCCCUACAGCUGGAGAAGAGUGUCAACCAGUCUCUACUGGACCUGCACAAAGUAGCCGUGCAGCACAAUGACCCGCACAUGUGUGACUUCAUAGACCACUAUCUGGAUGAGCAGGUCAAGUAUAAGGAGCUGAGUGCUGGGAUCAACCUGCGUCGCAUGGGUGCCCUCAGAACGGCAUGGCGGAGUUUCUUCGACAAACACACCCUGGGCAGGAGUAGCAGCUGAACAAUCCUCCUUAUACUAGGGUCGUGUUCAUUAGGACACACAGUAGCAAAAUACGUUGAAACAGAAAAUGUCAAUUUCUUAUUGAAUGAAUUCAGAUAGUAGUACCUCCACAGUUUCAGCGUUUUGUGACGAAUGAACACAAAUUUUCCGCCUGCUGGUCAUUUUUUCAUGUUUGGUCUGUCCUUACGACUGGUAAUCUUCUAGUAUCAUAGAUAUGCUGGCUUAAGAGCAAAUGACCAGACGCCAUUGCUCUAUUUACAUGAGCUGUUAUAUCGUGAUUUACUGUUUUUAUGAUUUCCCGAGGCUGACUUCAGUCUGUUUGUGCUAUCAUACCAACUCCUUGUCAUUCAGUUUGGCUUGACAAAGACAGCACUGUCAGUCCUGACCUUAGUUCCUUGUUUUAUGUCUCUAUUUUUGGUUUGGUCUUGCGUGAGUUGGGGUGGGCAUUCUAUGUC
Messenger RNA from Salvelinus sp. IW2-2015, 1132 nucleotides. RefSeq names its product ferritin, heavy subunit-like. Gene Ontology annotation, molecular function: ferric iron binding; ferrous iron binding. The record is from RefSeq and is a predicted model, not a curated record. NCBI's taxonomy places the organism in Eukaryota, Metazoa, Chordata, Actinopteri, Salmoniformes, Salmonidae. Gene Ontology annotation, biological process: intracellular iron ion homeostasis; iron ion transport. Gene Ontology annotation, cellular component: cytoplasm.